Molecule: messenger RNA, 1294 nt
Organism: Drosophila yakuba
Lineage: Eukaryota; Metazoa; Arthropoda; Insecta; Diptera; Drosophilidae
Product: vitellogenin-1
Exons: 3
Coding region: 94-1281 (395 amino acids)
Molecular function (GO): lipase activity
Source: RefSeq, a predicted model, not a curated record
ACCGAACAAUAGCCAAUUGACUAGCGAUAAUUCUCAUACUUGCAAAACUUAAACUAGUUUCAGCAUCGGUGUAGUAAAGUGCAUACUCGGGAUAUGCGGAUUCUGUGUGUUAUUGUUAUCCUCCUGCGACUCGGAGCAUUGCGAGAUAUAGCUGCAGAUCAAGAGGGCAGGUCGACGGGAAGUUGGUGGGACGCAGUGCCCCGACUUUUGACUGACAUCGCUACCAUUAAGGCGAACAUACUCACAGCUGCUCCACUUGAAUUGGCCUCCAACGUAAUGGAUGCUGUGUGUUCUUCCACCCUUUUUAUGGACAGAAUCCCUCCGCAAAUCACUCCGGACAUUAGGAAGAUGCAUUUUCAGUACAUGACGCCCUGCCAGAACUACAGUGUUCCUCUGCUGGAGGCCUCGAAGUUGUGGAAGCAUUCUAGGUUCAGCAAAGGACGUAAGGUGGUAGUUCUGGCCACCGGAUGGACCAACACCGUAAACGAAUCCUCGGCCAUUUCAAUGAUCUCCAAGGCAUUCAUGUGUCGUGGCGAUGUGAAUUUUGUGAUUGUAGAUGCAGCUGACUAUGUGGACACCUUCUACUCUUGGUCGGCGCUAAACACGGAUUUAAUUGGCGAGCAUAUUGGAGUUGGUCUGACCCACCUUAUAGAGCUGACCCCACUUCGAAAUAUCCACUUGAUUGGUGGGUUCAUAAAAGAAUACCUAGUUUCUAUAAAUUCUGGUUCCGAUUUCUUUGUAGGACAUUCACUUGGAGCUCACAUUAUGGGCACAGCUGGUCGGACUUUUAAGAAACUUACGGGAAAACUUAUCCCCAGGAUAACUGGCUUGGAUCCGGCCAAGCCGUGUUUCAGGCGGGAAAAUGUCCUGCCAGGACUGACGCGUGGAGAUGCCAAGCUGGUGGACAUAAUCCACACUAACAUUGGUAUUUUGGCCAAGCGUGGACCCCUUGGGGAUGUGGACUUCUAUCCCGGCGGAGCACAUCCCAUCCAGCCGGGCUGCCUAACCAUCGGGUGCUCCCAUACCAGAGCGGUUGAGUAUUUCGCCGAGAGCGCAUAUCCACACCAGGAGAAAAACUUCAUGGGCAACAAGUGCGCUUCUUGGGAUAAGCUCAGAAAACGGGAUUGUUCUGCUGGCAUAGUUUCUCCGAUGGGCUAUAAAAUGAAUCCGCAAGCCAGGGGCAUGUACUACGUAGAUGUUAAUGGUUGGCCCCCUUACGGCCGAAACUCAAGGGAUACUAUUGAUCAUAGAUUAAAAACGUGCUAUCUGUGCCAAAAGUAAAAUUCGCAACAUA